CGCAGUGGUAGGGCGACGUUCGGUGAUGCAGAAUGAGAGCGAGGGAGAGAGAAGGAGAGAGAGGAUAGAGGGAAGGCGGUAAAAGAAGGAAAGGAAGGAGGAGUGGGGAGGUAGCGGCAGCAGCGCCUUGGCGCGCGAGCUACCAUAGAACUCGAAACUCUCGAAUUCCAAGCGACAGAAGAGUGCCGGCUCUCGCACGAAGCGGGCAUGGAUAUAGCUUGAGAGUGAAUUCAAGAAGAUAAGCAUAGAAAAGUAGUAAAUGGUGUAUCAGUGAGCAUGAGAGGGAUGCACGAGAACGAUCCGUGGACCAAUGAGUCACUCACCAACGUCUUUAUCCAAAGAUAAAGUACUUACGAUUGGUGUUAGCGAUUGAAUCCACGUCGUCGUCCUCGUCAUCGACGUUCUUGUGAUUUCGGUUUUCGGUUUCGGUUUCGUUCCGUUUUCAUUUUCGCCGCGUUUUCGUAAUACCUUGGUGUUUCUCACGGCUUCCAAAGUGUGUUGGUGCAUCGAGAAAGGAAAGGGAGAUAUAGAGACGAUAGUCGCGAGUGAUACUUUCGACGGCCGCGGCCGCGGAGGGGAUGGAUUGUAGCGGCACGGCGAAGGUCAUAGUAAAAAGUGAAGCGACAUCGUGACAACCGAUGAUCCAGCCAAGGGAUCGCACUCGUCGAACCGUGCGAUCGUUCCUCAAGGAGUCCCGCUUCGAGAUGAUCGACAGAAAGUAAACCUUAAGCAUAGAACGCGCGCAAAGUCGGGACGGAGUCGAAGACACGACGCGUCACAAAAGUUCCGAGACGCUCGAUGUUACUGUCGCUUCUACGAUUCGUCGAAUUCCUCGUGAUAACUUUGGGAAGAGAAAAAUGACGAUGCCGUACGCGGCGAAUCGGCAGAAGUCGCAGAAGCCAAUGUGCUUCACGUUGAUCCGGACAUUUAUGAUUCGUUUAGGUGCGAUCAUAUGAUAAAUGUAGAACACGUUGUAUCCCAUUCUUUUUCUUUUUUAUUUCUUCUUUUUUUCCGUUCUACCGCCACCUCCCGAUCAUCGAGAUAAGAGGCAAUAUAAAAGCUAUGCUUUCGAUUCGAUUCUCUCGAACGCGUUAUUUCUGUGAUGUGCCGUAUGUGAAAAAGCUAGCGCUCCUCGACGACGAUCGUAAUAGUAGGUGAAAAAUAGACUAAAAACUAAUAGACUGAGAUAGAAAAAGGGUCGGAUAUAAAAUUGAACGAUAAUCGCGGUGGAAGUGAUAGAGAAGAGAUAUAGAUCAGCCUUCGCGGUUCGAGCGCGAUCGCGCGCGUCCCCUAUGCGGACCUUCUCCGCGCGUUAAUUCGUCCGUCCGUCCGUCCGUUUCUUCGUCCGUUCGUUCGUCCGUUCGUUCGUUCGUUCGUUCGUUCGUUCGUUCGUUCGUUCGUUCGUUCGUUCGUCCGUAGAGCAAAGACUUUCCAACGUAGAGAGACGUAGGUAAACGAAGACAGAUGGACCGACGGCAGGAACGGGAAUAAUACGCGAGAGAAGAAAACCAUAAUAUGAGUGAGAUGACGAGCGUGGAAAAGCAACAAGAGCACCAACAGCAGCAGCAGCAAUACGUUGGUGGCAGUUCCAAUUCGGAAUAUCACUGCAAAGAUUGCGACUUGUAUUUUGAGAGCGAUAAGAGUCUCAGGGUGCAUUUGUGUUAUCAUCAAGAAAAUCUAUCUACGCGUUGGACAAAUCAAGCGCAACAAGAGGAGAGUAAUAACAACAAUAGUAAGGCUGGAAAUCAUAACAGUGGCGGUAGUCACGCGAAUGUUAAACGCGAGAGCGUAACGGCACCGGCGGACUCGUGCGAGUCUUCUUCGACAUCGCCUUCUCAGGAACCAUCUUCUUCGCAUCACCAGCAUCAAGAGCAACAGCAGCAGCAGCAGCAGCAGCAGCCGCCGCCGCAGCCGCCGCCGCAGCCGCCGCCGCCGCCGCCGCCGCAGCCGCAGCAGCAGCAACAGCAGCAGCAAGAGCAACAACAACAAACGAGUCAAAGUUAUAAUCAUUUUCAUACACCAAUGUACAGCGAAACAAGUUACUUUAUACAAAACGACUCGGCCUAUCUCCUCUCCCAUCAUUAUUCAUCGUCUCAAGACGACGUUUCGAACAAUGUCGGCGUUACUGGUGGUGGCGGAUAUUCGCGUUACCAUCCGUAUCAACAUCAACAACAUUUUCCAACGGAGCGUACCUGCUCGAUCAGCUCGACGAGCCCGCAAAGUCCGCCGCUUCAGUGCGACAAAUGCGGUGCCGUUUACGAGGAUGCGAAUCAACUCGGCGAACACGUUCGAACGAGUCAUUCGACCUCGCCUAAUGUUUAUCCGGGUCAACCGCAGUAUCAACAAUUAGGUGGCAGUCCUCAACAACAAAAUCAGCCGCAGUUGCAUCCGUCUCCUACUCAACCGAGUCAACAACCGCAGCAACAGCAACAGCAUGGUUACGAGUAUAAUGGCGGACAAGCGAUGAAAUCGUCGGAAGUGAAACAAGAACCGGAGGAACAGGCCGAGAUCCUCGAUCUGGACUCCCACAAGGUUCAGACUCACAGAUACGAGGAAGAAUUGAUGAGGCUUCAUCAUCAUCAACAGCAUCAACAAGACUUACAGAUGCAGAUCCAUCAGCAGCAAGUACUCCAACAUCAACAACAGAGGAGCGGAUCGCUUCCGGUGGGUUCUAUGUUGGGUUGGCCACCGGGCGGUCAACCGCACGAGUACCAUCCGGGUCUUCCAUCUAUGGGAGGUAUGGACAACGUUUCGCCAAUAUCCGAUCAGGGACAGUUCAUCCGCGGCCAACACAUGUCCGUAGUGGAGUCAUCCCGACAUCCUGGCUCUCCCAUUAUCACCAGCACGCAAACGAUGCCUACGCAUCAAUUGCCAGCGACUCUAUUGCAACAACCACCAAAAGCUCCGCCAUUGGCCAAUCAAUCGUGGAAGAGUAACGAGGCACGACGGCCAAAAACUUACAACUGCACCGCGUGCAACAAGUGGUUCACCAGUUCGGGCCAUUUGAAAAGACACUAUAAUACUACCCUUCAUAAGAACGCCGUGAAACAAAGCAAUCAACCGGAUCCGGCGAAUCUACCGAUAAGCGCGCACCAUCAUCCUGGCAGGGAUAACGGUGUCGGACACGGACACGGUCAUGGAAGUGUCAGAGGUACCGGCCCGUCGAGGUCGUCGCCAGAGUUAUCAUCCUCUGCCAGUCCCCCAAACUUGAUUGCAGGUCCCUCGGGCGAGGCGGCGAGGGGCCUGCUGCACACGCCCACCACCACCACCACCACCACCACCAGCACUCUCUACAACAACAACAACAAUUCCAGCAACAGCAGCAACAGCAGCAACGAAUCUUCGGUGGUAGUUCUUGCUCAACAACAGCAGCAACAGCAGCCACAGGGUUCAAUGGUUCUCUUGGGCUCCACAAUGUUGCCUCUCAAUUCCCCGGGUCAGUCGCCAAUGGCGGCGCAUCAUCAACAAAUGGGCUCAUCGCCGCCACAAUUGGUUCAACAUCAUCACCGGCACCAACAUCAACAGCAACAGCAGCAGCAUCAUCAGCAACAGCAACAGCAGCAACAACAGUUGCACAUACCAAUGGAUUCGCCAUCGGGCCAAAUCCACAUACAUCAUCCCAUGAAUUCUCCUAUCUCGGUAAUGCAACCGCACCCGGGGCCCCAUCUGAGUUCGCCUUCGCAAAUGGGCUCGUCUCAUCCGCACCACCUGACUUCGCCUACAACGUCGGGCUCGGUUCAUCCAGCAAUGGUUUCGUCGCCCCCUGCGAUGGGGAAUACUACGACCCCUCAACAGGUUUACCCAAACGCUUUGCCCCCCCACGUUACAACUUCUACCAGCAUGGGCCUGCUGGAGUCUAUCACCAUCCAACUAACUACUACUGGUAAUUCGCUAUUGCCGAUUUCUUCGGCCGAGCAGCAGCAGCAGCAGCAGCAGCAGCAGCAGCAGCAGCAGCAGCAGCAGCAGCAACAACAACAACAGCAACAGCAGCAGCAGCAGCAGCAACAACAACAACAACAACAACAACUGCAACACCAGCAUCACCAUCUUCAUCAGCAGACCCAAGAUAUGUUACCCGGUUUUGGAACUUUUAGUAACCAUCAAAGAUCUUUGCCGAGCUUCACCCAAUUCGGCAUUUCCGGGUUCUUGGUAGGCCACGAUCAAGUACAGGCCGUUAACGUGGGGGGGCUAAGUCCGGAGGAGAAUCGAUCUCCUCAAGACAGAUCCUUCGAGUCUCCCGGAUCCAGUUAUGAUACCUAUAGAAAUUCAUCGCCGCGAUACGAGUCUUUGACGAAUAUGGAUAUGUCGACGAUGCAAGUAAAUACCGAUGGCAUGAUUGUUAAACAAUAUGAGAUCGAGAAUCAACAGCAACAUCAUCUCGUGCAACAAUUGCAACAACAAAUAGGUGAACAAGAACAACAACGGCAGCAAAUCCACGAAGCUAACAACAAUCUACCGCAACAUGUGCAGGCUAAGGAAGAACUCAAUCCGAACGUUGGCCUGCAACUCGAAGAAAAUCCAAAAGCGAAAAUUGCAGGCAUGCUCUUGAGCAAGGAGCAUCAGGUAACCAGCACAAACACGGGCUCGCAUUACAUCUCCCAGGAUGGUUUACAUAAGUGUAUCGAAUGCGACAAAGUUUUUAACAGAGCAUGCUACCUGACUCAGCAUAACAAGAGCUUCCACUCGGGUGAUAAACCAUUUAAAUGUAAUCAGUGCGGUAAAAGAUUCCCCCUCGAGUACCUGCAUGCGAAACACCUGCAGAAGCAUGCUGGCGACAAACCGUACAAGUGCGAGAUCUGUCCAAAGCAGUUCAACCACAAGACCGACCUCAGACGGCACAUGUGUCUCCACACGGGGGAAAAACCAUAUGCUUGUGAUAAUUGUGGAAAAGGUUUCAUCAGAAAAGAUCACAUGAUGAAACAUCUUGAAACGCAUAAAAAAAAAUCAAAUAAUCAGAAUGUCCUUUUGCGGGCGUGAUUAAAGUGGAUUUGCUGGCGUGGCUUCCGUCAGCGACAACGAGGACAACGACAACGGCAACGGCAACGGCGAUGGCAAUGGCAACGGCAACAACUACAAUUACAACGACGACGACG
This is a messenger RNA of Vespula pensylvanica (western yellowjacket), 5093 nucleotides long. Its product is annotated as alpha-protein kinase 1. The transcript has 2 exons. The record is from RefSeq and is a predicted model, not a curated record. Bases 1516 to 4977 code for a protein of 1153 amino acids. Gene Ontology annotation, biological process: regulation of transcription by RNA polymerase II. NCBI's taxonomy places the organism in Eukaryota, Metazoa, Arthropoda, Insecta, Hymenoptera, Vespidae. Gene Ontology annotation, molecular function: RNA polymerase II cis-regulatory region sequence-specific DNA binding; DNA-binding transcription factor activity, RNA polymerase II-specific.